ACGAUCAUCAUCAGCCAAACACAUUCGUAGGGAUUUUUGUUGUGCAGUGCUCGAUGACCGUGGAAUUUAUGUAAAAAUAAAAAUAAAAUACCGAAAUGUCUGCGGUAUAGGAAAAAGCUUUAAACCCACUACGCUUUGUGUGCCGGUCAUUUAAAACACGAGAAAAGGAUAAAUUCACCAAAGUGCUGGAAGCAAAGGCACGUUAGGGGAGGGUAUGGAGGUGGAUGCCAGUUUGAGCUCAGAGAUGGAGUUGGAUCCUGAGUUGGAGGAGGAGUUAGGGGUGUCUUUGGACGAGCUGCGCAGGUGGAUCGAGGAGCAGGUGGAUGGCAGUGAGGCCGUGCGGCAGCGGAAAGAUCAGCUGGAGCAGCUGCAGGACUGGGUUGAGAAGAGGGAGAAGGAGGUCUCUGAAAUGGACACUCUUUGCUCUAAUGCCUCAGAGUCUGUGGUUCAGUGUGAAGCUCUGGUGAAGGACGUGUACAGUAAGAUGGGUCUAGUGUAUCGUGAGAGCAGUUCGGAGGAUGAGGGUGUAGGCGGGGCAAAUACUUCUGAGGUCAUUGAGAUUGACGACGAUGAUGACGAUGAUGUCAUUGCUGUGGGAUGUGUGGUUCCUCCCAAGAAAGUUGUAACUCCAGCCAAGGAUCCAGCGUUGAAGGAGGCUUCAGCUGCCCUUCAAAGAACAUCUCAGCAGGUGCAGAACCUGGCCCAGACGGUCAACAGAACAGCCCCAUCGGGUAUAACCACUUCUGCUAAAGCCCCCUCCACACAAACCCAUGGUGCUCUGGCUGUUCCAGCUGUGUUUAUGUCUUCAGGCCCAAGGAAUGCGCCCACUCAACCGAACCCUAAUAUUAAACAGGAUAACAUCAAGCUCGACAUGACACUUUUGGGUAAAAAACGAACCAAGACGUGGCAUCGGGGAACACUUGUUGCCAUCAAACAAGUGGGAAACAAUUUUAAGUACAAGGUGAAGUUUGAAAAUAAAGGGAAGAGUCUUCUCUCUGGUAAUCAUGUGGCAUUUGACUACCACCCAACACUGGAAAGACUGUUUGUUGGUGCCCGUGUUGUUGCCAGGUACAAGGAUGGCAAUCAAGUCUGGCUCUAUGCAGGCGUAGUCGCUGAGAUGCCCAACAGUAAGAACCGUAUGAGGUUCCUGAUCUUUUUUGAUGAUGGUUACGCCUCAUAUGUGGGCCUGCCUGAGCUCUAUCCCAUCUGUAGACCUUUGAAAAAGACGUGGGAGGAUAUUGAGGAUGCAUCAUGCAAAGAUUUCAUUGAGGAGUAUAUCACGUCGUAUCCCAACAGGCCCAUGGUGUUGCUGAAGCCAGGGCAAAUUAUUAAGACGGAAUGGGAGGGGACAUGGUGGAAAAGCCGUGUGGAAGAAGUGGAUGGCAGCCUUGUCAAAAUGCUUUUCCUGGAUGAUAAGCGGAGUGAGUGGAUUUAUCGUGGCUCUACACGACUAGAACCCAUGUUUAAUCUGAAAAUGAACACCGCUAACAGUCAAGAGAAGAAAAUGGCUGGUCAACAAAGACAGCGGCCUAAUAUGGGAGCAUUGAGGACAAAGGGUCCUGUAGUGCAGUACACUAGUGACAACAGUACUUCUGGUGCCAGUCGGCCUAUAGCCCCGCAGCUCCCACCACCUCGGCCACUGCCUGCCGGACCCCCACAGCCUUCCCGCACAGAGAGUCCCAGUUUAAAGAGUCAAAUGGCUAAGAAGAGCACUGGUCCAGUUGCACUGCAGCCUCGUCAGGCCGUGACCCCUGACCUCCAGCCCAAAGCACUAAUUGGCACUGUUCAGCAACACAAUACCUCCAGGCUCUUUCUUCUGCAGUCUGGACCUGUGCAUACGUUAACGCCAAUCACACCAACAACUCAUAAUUUGCAGACAACCGUGUCGACCUACACAAGUGAGCGUAUUCCUCAGGAGCCAUCGUAUCAGGCCCCAAAUGACCGACUCUUCUACCUUACACACAACUGCACUCCAGACUGUCUAAAGCGCAUCCGCCCCACUCAUCACAACCUGCACCGAGGACGCAACCCACUUCUUACGCCAUUGCUCUAUGAAUUCAGGCGCAUGACAGGCCGUAGACGACUUAACCGCAAGAUGUCGUUCCACGUCAUCUACAAGUCCCCAUGUGGCUUGAGUCUGAGGAAUAUGGCAGAGAUACAGCGCUACCUCUUCCAGACACUCUGUGACUUCAUCUUCUUGGAGAUGUUCUGUCUGGAUCCCUAUGUGUUGGUUGACCGCCGAUUCCAACCGCAGAGGCCGUUCUACUUCAUCCGGGACAUCACAAGUGGCCGCGAAGACAUUCCCUUGUCCUGUGUGAAUGAAAUCGACGGCACAUCUGCACCCAGUGUGGCCUAUAGUAAAGAGAGAAUCCCAGCAGAUGGAGUCUAUAUUAACACCAGCUCAGACUUCCUGGUGGGCUGUGACUGCACUGAUGGCUGCAGAGACAAAUCCAAGUGUUCGUGUCACCAACUGACUCUACAGGCUACAGGAUGUACUCCAGGUGGACAGAUCAACGCCAACGCUGGAUACCAUCACAAGAGACUGGAAGAAUGUCUCCCCACAGGAAUCUAUGAAUGCAAUAAGCGGUGUCGCUGUAAUGCGCAGAUGUGUACUAACCGUCUGGUUCAGCAUGGUUUGCAGGUCCGACUGCAGCUCUUUAAGACCCAGAAUAAGGGCUGGGGCAUUCGUUGCCUUGAUGACAUCGCCAAGGGCUCCUUUGUUUGUAUCUAUGCAGGUAAAAUCCUGACUGAUGACUUUGCCGAUAAAGAAGGUUUGGAAAUGGGCGAUGAAUACUUUGCCAAUCUAGAUCACAUUGAGAGUGUGGAGAACUUUAAAGAAGGUUACGAGAGUGAGGCUCAUUGCUCCGACAGCGAGGGCAGCGGGGUGGACAUGAGCAGGGUUAAACUACCUGCUUCCUCCCAACACGGUAAAUCCACCACCAAGAUGGAGGAGCGUAACAGCAGCACUACCGGCAAAAGCCAAGACGAUUCAUCUGAUGACAGCGACGAUGACAAAGACGAAGACUCUAAUGAUGAAAGCGACAGCUCAGAUGACACAUUUGUGAAAGACACAUAUUACACCACCAGCUCAGUGUGGAGGAGCUACACCACCCGCAGACAGGCCAAGGGAAUGAAGGAAGGUGAGGACGCACAAGUUUUUUAAUCGAUCUGCCCUCUC
Molecule: messenger RNA, 3178 nt
Organism: Rhinichthys klamathensis goyatoka
Lineage: Eukaryota; Metazoa; Chordata; Actinopteri; Cypriniformes; Leuciscidae
Gene: setdb1b
Product: SET domain bifurcated histone lysine methyltransferase 1b
Exons: 17
Coding region: 215-3163 (982 amino acids)
Biological process (GO): negative regulation of gene expression; heterochromatin organization
Cellular component (GO): nucleus
Molecular function (GO): DNA binding; zinc ion binding; histone H3K9 methyltransferase activity
Source: RefSeq, a predicted model, not a curated record